GCUACAUGAAGCGGAGCAGCACGAGAGUGACAAAGCUGAAGAGAGUGAAGACAGAAAUGGAACAAAGGAUGAUGUGGCAGCAUCUGAAGUACAGACAGAUUGGGCGGAUGGAUUUGAGGAUCCAAUCAAUACCCAAGUAUUGGUUAAUGCAGUUGAUGAAAUAUUGGAAAAUAUGAAUAUUAAUAAAAAAGUUGACACACCAGAAGGGGCUGAAGCCGUGAAUGAAGCCAUGGAUGUAGUGAAUAUUGAGAAACCAGUUGCUCAGAACUGUGAAGAUCUCCGGAAGAAUGAUGGGGUAGAAAAUGUUGAAACAACAGUAGUUGAUAUGGCAAUGGCUGAAAAACCAAUUGGGGAGAAAUGUGAUGAUCUCCAAAAGAAGGAUAGGGUUGAGAUGAAUGACGGUGCACUUGAAGACGUUGAGAAAAGGCCAAGGAGAGAUACUAAAGCACCAAACAGGCUGUCUUUGUCAGGGAAAAGAAGGAAGAAGGAUGCCGCAAGAAAUGAGCUAAAAAAGGUAAUAGUGAGAGGGCCUCUGACAUUAGACCCAAAACAGCAGCCAAGUGAUAAGUUACAAGAAAUUAUAAUUGAUUUCAUGUAUGCGGGGCUACUAAGAAAUCACGAAAAGUCUGGCGUGAAGAAGUAUAAUGCAAAACAUGAAAUGCUGAAAUUGAGAAAUAUGACACCAUUGUGGAAUGAUGGAAGACUGACAAGCAAGUCCUGGUACUACGCCAUAUGGUUUCAGGGGAAUUGGAUACAAGACACACACAUUGAUGUCAUACUAUACUACAUGCGGGUCAAAGCACAAGAGUAUUCUCUGAAGCAGAAGUUCACAACAACAGAUUGUUAUUUUACAGCACUGCUGAAACAACACCAUGAUCUCAUUGUGAGGAAAGAAAGCACACUUGAAGAGUCUGUACACAACAAAAGUGUCGUGGGAGCAAUACUUGGGACAAAUGUGCCUUACGGGCUACCAUGGGCAGAGUGUGAGCAUGUGUACAUGCCGAUGAAUAUUGGGAAUCACUGGGUUCUACUUGUGCUUGAUGUGGGCGAGAAGCGUAUUAGGAUUUAUGACUCCAAUAACCGGCUUAAAACCCCAAGCAGACAAUUGAGUCAGUUUUACCAUGUUUGGAAAAUCAUUUAGGACAUCUAAUGGAUUGGUGCAGGGUGUACGAAGAGCGUGGUGAACAGCCAAUUGGAGAAGGAAAAGUGGGAUGGGUUAUGGAAUCCAGUCCACAACAAAAUGACGGGUAAAUGCAUUGGCAUUGAAUUUCUUAAAUAUAUAUAGUGUAUUGGUACAUAACUAACAUUGUAAAUUUUUUCAAAAUUGCAGGGAUAGUUGUGGGCUAUUUGUUCUCAAAAUGGCAGAGUACCUAAUGAUGGGGAAAGAUCCUCAUGAAGUGGCGUCUAGGGACAUGUGGACUUAUAGGAAGAAGCUGGUGGCCGAGAUACUGCAUUACAAUGGGCUGGUUAAUCUGGAUGGUGUUGAAUGAAUGUUUAAAACAAAUGUCUAAUGCUGUGAAUGAAACUUAUUGGGUGUGGAUUUUGGUUUUUGAUUAAACUUCUGUAUGGAUUUACUUUAGCACUUUUGGGUGGAUUGGACAUAAUAUUGAUGUUUUGAAGUACUGAAUAUUUUGCAUUGAAAAAUAUGGUUUCUAUUAAUUGAUGCCUAAGUACAGGUUUGAU
Molecule: messenger RNA, 1683 nt
Organism: Cuscuta epithymum
Lineage: Eukaryota; Viridiplantae; Streptophyta; Magnoliopsida; Solanales; Convolvulaceae
Source: the annotation of a GenBank genome assembly